Molecule: messenger RNA, 4191 nt
Organism: Moesziomyces antarcticus
Lineage: Eukaryota; Fungi; Basidiomycota; Ustilaginomycetes; Ustilaginales; Ustilaginaceae
Product: aminotransferase, class I/II superfamily protein
Exons: 5
Coding region: 1-4191 (1396 amino acids)
Biological process (GO): secondary metabolite biosynthetic process; amino acid activation for nonribosomal peptide biosynthetic process
Cellular component (GO): cytoplasm
Molecular function (GO): oxidoreductase activity, acting on the CH-OH group of donors, NAD or NADP as acceptor; phosphopantetheine binding; pyridoxal phosphate binding
Source: RefSeq, a predicted model, not a curated record
AUGCUUCCUGACAAGCUCGGGCCUUACGUCACGACCGAGUCUCAUCCUCUCUCUAUCGAGCAGGAUGAGAAUACGUCCGUAUUCAUGUCCGCAACCAGCGGUGCAGUCCCUGACAUUGUCGUCACAAUGGCCAGGCACAUGACCCUGUUCGCCAGCCAUGUUGCUAUCGAACAUCACCAAGCCCGCUCCCGCGCUGGACUUGAGCUGCCUCCCAUGACUUUCACCUUCCAGCAAGUGAACGACGCCAGCGACCGCAUUGCCCGAGCUAUCUUGGACCAUGGCGCGCAGCAUCCUGUCCUUCUCAUCAUCUCGUCCAAGCAUCCGGCUGCCUAUGUUGCCAUGCUGGCCGCGCUCAAGCUGGGCCUCGCCUUUGCUCCCAUCGAUCCCUAUUCCACCCCCAUCGCCAGACAACUCGCUGUCCUCAAACAAAUCCUCGACAACGUCGCCUCGCCCCACAUCUCGGCCCCGCUCGUCACCCUCAUGGAUCGCGAGAAUUUCCAAGCCUUCUCCAACCACAUGUCGGAGCAGCGUCAUUCCGCUCUGCCCCUCAAUGUCCUCAUCCUAGAGGACCUUCUCGAUUCUGCCAUCCAGCCAGAGCAGGACACCUUCAUCCCCUUCUUCGCCAAACACCUCGACCCAAGCUCGCCAGCCUACAUCAUCUUCACUUCGGGAAGCACCGGAACGCCCAAGGGAAUAGUCAUGUCGCGCACGGCCCUCUCGGCUGGCAUCCAUUCGCUCACCAGACUCGUCCCGCGCUCUUCUCAAGCACCCAACAAGAUGAUCCAAUUCUCUCCCAUCCACUUUGACGUUUCACUCCUCGAAAUAUUCUACUGCUUCGCUCCCUCCUCGAUCCACGCAGAGCAGGCUCCAUGCACGCUCGUCUCAGCCCCUUACCUCUCCAUGCUUCAAGACCUCACCUCUCUCUUCGUCUCGGCUUCGAUCACGCAUGCUUGCCUCACUCCCACCGUCGCAACGCUCGUCGAUCCACACAGAUGCCCCUCUCUAGUCUUCCUCGCCUGCAGUGGCGAGGCGGUCCCCGAUGCUUUGGUACAGCGCUGGAUCAAGGCCUCUCACCUCGGAUACAGCGCCACCGAGCUUUGGGGCGGAUACGGUCCUAGCGAGACCUUCUUCACCUCGCUCCGCCCGCUCACAGCCUCCUGGAUCGACAGCGUCCCGCACCUCUCUCAGCCCAAAGCCACCGCCAGCAAGGUCCUUGGCCCUCCUCUCCCCAGUUGCCACUACGCCGUGCUGCACCCACAGACCAAUCGACCGGUCCCCAUCGGCCAAGUUGGAGAGCUCUGGGUCGGCGGUCCCCAACGACAUGGAUCUCCGCUCCUCGGCCACAUCAACGCUGAAGGGCCAAAGGUUGCAUUCUUGAACACUGAAAGUGAAAGCAUUGAGCCCGUCAACAGCUCCAGGAUCGAUCACAUCGCAAUUGCGGUCGAGCAAGGCACUGACGUCAGAAUCUGUAGGGUCCUGCAGAGGCUGAUGGCUUUUCACCGCUUCUUCUGCCAUGGGGAGGAUGACAACGAUCUCGAAGCCGGUUUGACGGUGGAACAAGCAGAGACCGGCAUGCGCAUGUUUACUCUUCUCUCAAGCAGCGACAUGGCGAAGGAUAAUAUGCGUGGCUCUCAAUUUGGUCAACGCAAUCACCCGUCCGACUUCUACUUUGCCAUUGUCGAGCCGAAGGAGGGCAAGAAAGGGCAAGUGUAUGACUUCGUACAUAGACACGGCGCGAACAUUCAACAUGUAGCCUUCAAGACGGAGGACAUUCUCGCCGACGUCGCUCAAAUUCGAGCUCAAGGCGGCUUGAACCUGAUCCGUGCCGGUCCAGCAGCCGCCGAGCACAGCCUGGCACUGACAGCAUCGUUCCCUGACGCCUUCGAGCAGGUUGUGCGACUUCAUCAGGAAGGCAUCCUCGUCAAUGCGCGCAUUCAAGACGGUCGAGAAAAGCCCGAGGUAGCUCUGCUCUCGCAGAUCUUCACAGGCCCCGUUCACCCGCAGGCCGAACUGUUCUUUGAGCUCAUCCAGAGACAGAACUAUCGCGGCUUUGCCUCGGCCGACAUCGGGGGGCUCUUUCAAGCAAAGGGUGAGACCGUGUCGUCGCUGUAUGUCGACGAAAUUCUCGCACCCUUGCGACUUAGGUCCUGGGUGGACGAAAAGGCACGGAACGGCGUCAACGUCGACGUUGUCCAUCUCAAAUGCAUCUCCGAGGAUGCCUUGGGCCGAUUCCUCGAGCAUAUCACGAGACCUUUCGAUGUCUUCGUUUCCAGCUUCGUGCCCAUCACGGAGCGCAUUCUCGCUUCUCUACCCUCCACCUCUCUGCCAAAGCUGGUACAGGCUCAAGGUGCUGGCUUCAACCACAUCGAUCUGGCAGCCUGCCAGCAAAGGAGCAUCGCGGUUGCCAACAACGCCGAUUGGUGCUCGAAAGAGGUAGCAGAGUACUGUCUCACUGCCAUUGUGAAUAAGUGGACACAACAGAGCGCCAUCGAUGUUCGAAACAUCGAUUGGGAGAGAGACCCGCACACUCUGCAACGACACUCGUUGAGCCAGGCGCACCUUCUUAUCGUUGGCUACGGGGGCAUCGGAAGCCAUCUGGCAGACCUGGCCCAGAGCGUCGGCGUGCAGGUGCACGUCUACGACAACUGCCGCCCCGAGCUCUGCCAUGCAUCGCUGGAGACAUUGCUUGCUCUCGCCGACUUUGUCUCCAUUCACGUGCCCCUGACUCGGGAAACGAAAGACUUGUUCGGCGAGAACACGAUCGCUUGCAUGAAGCCAGGCUCGUGGCUGAUCAACACGUCCCGUGGAAACAUCGUCAACGAGGAAGCCCUUUUACGUGCGACCAAAUCCGGAAAGAUCGCUGGGGCUGUAUUAGAUACCCCAGCAACGGAAGAACGCUUGUCUAACUCGGCUUCCGACGCAAGCAUGCUUAGCUCGCGGGCUAGUUCGCCGUCGACGGCGCUGACAAGCGCGAGCCCCGAAGGUGACACGCGCACAAUGCGCGACAUCUUUGACUCUGUCAACAAGAAAAGGCUUGAGGAAGGUAUCGAGGUCUUCAACCUCUCGGCUGGAAUGGUUGAGGUAGAGCCGUGCCCAGAGCUCUUGCAGCAAGCUGCCUUUGCGGUGCUAUCUCCCCUUUGCUCGAGCAAGGAGGUGCCCUGGCUGCACAUGUACAGGGAACGCAAAGGAGACGCGGUGCUCAGACAAGAGCUCGCCAAUCUGCAUUCUUCAGGGAGAUAUGGUCCAAGAAAGCAGAAUGUCGAUGCAGGCAACGUCCUGAUCUGCAGCGGUGUCUCGGCAGCAAUCGCGAGUAUUUUCGGGGCUUGGCGAUCCAACCACGGUAGUCAAUACCGCCCUAGAAUCGUCCUCUUCGUACCAUACUAUACAUACCACAUGGAGAUCGCGAACGGAAUUUUUGGGAAGGAGGGCUACGAGCUCGUGACCGUUCAGAUGAAGAUCGACCCACAACUGGGUUGCACCCACGAUCGACAGGCGACAGAAGCGAUCCUCUCUGACGAACGGGGAGGUGCAGAUAUCUGCAUCAUCACCAAUCCCCACAAUCCUAGCGGCAGCGUACUCAGCGAGGACGACGCUGUGUGGUUCGAGGGUCUCGUGCGCACAUACAAACGCACGUGGUUCAUCUCGGACGAAAUUUACGCGGACAUGGUGUAUACGCGCCGAGACGGUGUGCAUCGAUCAUUGUGCGUACCCGAGGCCGACAACCUGUUUGUCGCCUAUGGGUUUAGCAAGUCGUUGGCGAUCGGCAGCUGGCGCAUAGCCUACGUUAUGCUCCACUCCGAGAGCCUAGAUAUGAUCGCCAAAGAGCACGACCGGCUCUACAUCUCUGCGCCCUGGACCCAACACGCGCUCGGCACCUACCUGACGUCAAACAUCGACGCAUUCAACCGGUUCAUCGCCGCCUGGCACGAGAGGCUUUCGCACGACGCUCACAUCAUAGGCAAAGCUUUGACCCUGGCCUUUGGCUGGAACGUGAUCAAGGCAAGCGGCGGCAUGUAUCUGCUCGUACGACACGACGAGGCAAACGACUGGGACGCGUUCCAAGUAGCUCUGGACAAAAGCGUCGCUGUGGCCCCAGGAUGCCUCUUUGGGCUUGAGCACGGAUACAUUCGCGUGCAUCUCGCCUUCAGCCAGGACCAGGCGCGCCGUGUCGCGGCAAAGCUGGCGCCAUAG